UCAAUGGCCUUGAGUGUGGGUGUCUAAUGUAGUAUUGGAUUAUGUUGUUAUAUUGGUAGCUGGCAGUGGUUUUAUGGGAAAUGCUCCUACAUGAGCAUUAAUUUAGCUACAGGUGUUCAGGUAGAGAUUGGGGGUGAGAGGGGGACUGUGCCUCAACAAGAAUGAGAGGUACACUGGAUUAGGUUUUUGCUGAGCUAUCUUCAGGUAUAUCAGCUGUAGGGACAUUCAAUUUAAUAUAGGGUUUAAUGGUUAAAAGCUGCUAGAAGGCAGGGGAAAGUCUGGUCUAUGAGAAGGUGUGGAAAGUAGGGGAGGAUUUAAACAGCAGAUUCUUGGGGGUGUGGCUUUCUUAAAUGAGAAUAGUCCUGUAUUAGAAGGCCUGUUCAUUGGCUGACUGCUUUGGUUCCAGAAGAGGUAGGCUAGAAAAUGAAUGCUUCUCCUGCUUCAGAAAGCGGACCCUAUUCCACAGCCCAAAAGCCCUUUUUUUACGCACAACCAACCGCCCAGCAAAUGUUCCCGAGUCCGUGCUUCCUUGGCCCUGUAUACAACUCAUAUGGCAUUCCUACCACAGGCUUUAGAAAUGGAAAUCCAUAUUACCCACUUUAUUCUAUACCUGUCCACGACUACCCGGGAUAUCUUGUCCCACAGCAUCCCAUGCAUAUGAGAGUUAACAGAAGACCUUAUUUUAAUGGUCAUCUACCCUCGCCCAUGUUUUAUCAAGCGACACGGUUCAGGCACUACAACCCAGGGAAACGAACGGAGACUAAAGAAACACAGACGGAUCCGAAGCAGGCUGAAAGCAAACUGAAGAAGCACCAAGAUCACAGUAUGGAAACACAAAAUUGUGCUGCUGGAAGUACAGCCUACACCCCUUCUAGUACUAGUAAAGGAGGUGAAAGCCCCUUGGAAAAACAGGACAGGGCUGUAUUUUCUCCUGUUUCAGACAGAGACUUUGCCAAGAACUCUUCAGGGUCUGUACAGUUCCGAAGCCUCCCCCCGCCAGGGUAUGCCUACGAGAAAGAGGAGGUUAGGAUAGAAUAUGAUAACGAUGGUGCCCCUGCCAUUCAGUUAUGGAAGUCCUUCAAAGAAACAAUCCCUCUCUAUGAUGUGGCAGAGAAGUCAGUCCCAGAGAAUGUAAUGCAAAGAGAUGUGUUUGCCCUGGCUUCCUGUGAAGGAGUUCUGUAUGGGCCUUCGGACCGAGGGGAGUUGGUGCCAAGUAUUACUUACCCAGAGGAGCAAAAGGCUCUUGAGGAUGGGCAACAGAAAGGAAAACUGGCUGCCGAAAACCAAGGAACUGCAAGCCAUUGGACAAGAUCUCCCCCAGAUGAAACCAAAGCAGCGCAGAGGGCUGAACCAACUGGGCCUGACUUGAAAGGAGAGAGGCAAGAAACCGUGAUGUCCAAAGGAUCCUCUGGCUUAAAAAGACCAAGUGGUCCAAAAACUCACCAAGAAGUGUCAGAUCAGAUUCAACAAAGUGAACAACUUCUGUUUGGCAGAGAGAAAACAAAUGAUGCUGAUUUCCCUGAGAAACCUGGGGGAAAUAAUGAGAUGUCCCUUGAAAGUCAAGCAUCUCUAGAGAAAAGUCUAUGGUGUGAUGAGUCAGCGACAUACAUUCCUUCAGACAGCUGGUUAGCUCGUAUGGACACCAUGGACCCCAACCACAACAUGUAUGCGUCCCAGAGAAAACGCCCAAGUGUACUCAGCCUUACAUCUGAUGAGAUGUCUUCUGUGGAUGAAGGCUCAUCAGUUGAUAACAUAGCAGUGUCUUAUUUUGCCCCUGGCUACACAUUUCAGAAAACCGGGUAUCCCUUCAAAAAAAGCAUAGAGGGCUCAGAGAGAGAGAAAAUUAAAAGUGGAGGUUUUCUCAAUGAAGAGGAGGACAACGAAGACAAGGUGGGAGAAGAGCAGGUGGGUGGUAGUGAGGGCCAGAACAUGAAGAACAGUUCAAGGAUCAAAAUUAAAGAGCUUUCCAGUCGAAGUAGGAAGCUGGGUACUCUGCCAAGAUCUUCCAGUAGAAAGAAGCUCUGUUCCCUUAAAAAAAAAGCUGCUAAGAGUUUGUCACCAUCAGAACCUGAGGACUCUGAAGAAUACUGGGUGAAAGAGCCAGAUGACGAGGAAGAGGAGAAGGAAGAAUACUACUUGAUUCAAGGAGUUGGUCCCUAUGGAACUUUAGCCCCUGCCAAAUACGGCCUCUACCGACAGGAUGGCCAACAAAUAUUUUGGAAGAUACCAAAAAAUGCUGUUCCAGCCCAGCUCAUCAGUUGGCCUGUUCAAGAAAAAAUAAAAAUUUCUAAACCAGCUAACAAACUGAAGGACCAAGAAGAGGAUGAAGAUCUCUGUAGUGACUACAACAUCUAUCUGAGGAAACCUACAGCCCAAGAACUCGAAGUGCUUGAACAUAGAAGGAAUUCACAAAGGUAUUCAGGAAAGCUACUGAAGGAAGGUGGAGGAGUCCUAGCUGAUGACUACUGGCUAAAAAGCGGAGCUAAGCCCAAGUUUGCUAGCUUGCUUCAUGAUGGACUCUCUCCCACGGCCAAAAGCAGAGAGCUAGAAUGCACGCUGAAGAAGAAAGGGGCACGCAAACCUCCACAUAAGCGCAGGGACACAAGAGACGAUGCCGAAAUAGAAGAACAGUGGGAGAGAAUGAAAACCGCCCAUCAUCACAAAGUACAUGGAAUGAAAAGAUCUCUCUAUAAAGGAAGAUCAGAACUGUGAACAUGAUGAAGUUUCCCUGCUGUCUUCCUGAUGAGUUACAAUCAUCUUUUUUUUGUAAGCAACUCAGCAAGAUUUAAGUUGCACUCCAAAGGCAAGGUUCCUGAGUACACGCUGAAAAAUGAAAUGUAUUAAAGUCGGGCAUUAAAUUAACGGUGUUUAUUGUGUUGUUUCAAAUACUAUUAAAAUGUAAAAUUGCACAA
Molecule: messenger RNA, 2912 nt
Organism: Heteronotia binoei (common prickly gecko)
Lineage: Eukaryota; Metazoa; Chordata; Lepidosauria; Squamata; Gekkonidae
Exons: 6
Coding region: 424-2712 (762 amino acids)
Source: RefSeq, a predicted model, not a curated record